Molecule: messenger RNA, 1310 nt
Organism: Coffea arabica (coffee)
Lineage: Eukaryota; Viridiplantae; Streptophyta; Magnoliopsida; Gentianales; Rubiaceae
Product: calmodulin-like protein 3
Molecular function (GO): calcium ion binding
Source: RefSeq, a predicted model, not a curated record
UACUUCCACUACUGUUUCAAAUCUAAUACGCGUUUUUGACAGAUCCCAUCCCAUUUGCUUGCUUCUUCAAGACAGCUCUUAAAAAGCCUACCAGUCCAUCAUCAUUGGAGACUUUGCUUACUUUUUGAUUUGCUAGUUCUUGCUUGCAAUUUGCAUUAUCCCUUUUUCUAGCUAUAUAUUUUUGCUCUCUCUUUGUACAUCUUCUAUAUUUAGUCUCAUCUAAACCUCCUACACAAACAAGACACUUUCUCCCCGCACAAAAUAAGCAAUGCCAUCCAUUUUGUUGAGGAUUUUCUUCCUAUACAAUCUCCUCAACACAUUCCUCCUUUCCUUGGUUCCUAAGAAGCUUAGAACCUUUCUCCCCACUUCUUGGUACCCUUCAUCACCACAACCACCACUAAAUUUUUUCAAGAAAAAGGAUAAUACAACUCCACCUUCGUCCACCACCAACCCUUCCUCUUCGUUGCCGGCCUCAUCUCCUCGAAGCAUUAGACGCAGGAUGGAUGCGGACGAGCUCAGACGGGUUUUCCAAAUGUUUGAUAGAAACGGGGACGGACGGAUCACAAAGAAGGAGCUGAAUGACUCGUUGGAGAACAUGGGAAUAUUCAUCCCUGACAAGGAGCUAGCUCAAAUGAUUGCCAAAAUCGACGUCAAUGGCGAUGGAUGCGUGGACAUUGACGAGUUUGGAUCUUUGUACCAAUCCAUCAUGGACGAGCGCGACGAGGACGAAGACAUGAGAGAGGCUUUCAACGUUUUUGAUCAAAAUGGCGACGGAUUUAUCACGGUGGACGAGUUGAAAACCGUCUUGCAAUCGCUCGGCCUCAAGCAAGGUAGGACUUUUGAAGAUUGCAAGAACAUGAUCAUGAAAGUUGAUGUGGAUGGAGAUGGUAGGGUAAAUUUCAACGAGUUCAAGCAAAUGAUGAGAGGGGGAGGAUUUGCUGCAUUAUCUUGAUUAUUUUUAUUAAUACAAUUCUUUUCUUUUCUUUUCUUUUCUUGGGUUCCCUUUGUGUUAACAACAUUACUUUUGAGGGAGUUGUUGUUCUUUUUAGGUUGUAAAUAUAAUAUGAUAUUCAAUUCUAUAUCCUUAAGAUUCCCAAUUCCAAAAAACAAGGGAUAAGACUAGUGAACACAAGAUCCAAAGCAAUGCUCUAAUGGUUAUGGUCAUCCACAAGAAUAUUCAUAGAUGUAUAUCGAUGCCAAGACAGCUGAAGCUAUUGUUGAAUGCUUUCAAAUGUUAUUAAUUUUGAGCACUUGGGAUCCCUUCCAGCAAGGUUUGUAAAAUCUCAAUCUGGCAUUUCUGCUUGCGAUCA